Aedes aegypti (yellow fever mosquito) is the source of this 4912-nucleotide messenger RNA. RefSeq lists its product as uncharacterized. NCBI's taxonomy places the organism in Eukaryota, Metazoa, Arthropoda, Insecta, Diptera, Culicidae. Gene Ontology annotation, molecular function: protein-cysteine S-palmitoyltransferase activity. Gene Ontology annotation, cellular component: endoplasmic reticulum; Golgi apparatus. The transcript has a single exon. Bases 1366 to 4236 code for a protein of 956 amino acids. The record is from RefSeq and is a predicted model, not a curated record. Gene Ontology annotation, biological process: protein targeting to membrane; peptidyl-L-cysteine S-palmitoylation.
UACCUUCGAUGACGUUCAGUCGCAGUUGAGACACUUUCCGGACCGGUAACGAAACUGAAAAUCAUCCAGACUUUGGUGCUCUCGGAACAACCCUUCCUGUCGUCAUCGUCGUCGUCGUCGUUCGCUUGAUUGAUAUCCUUGUGGCCGUAGGAAAGGAUAACAGUUGGACGGUUCUCGCAUACAGACAAAUGCGCGUGGCUUGUAGCCGACAACGCUUUGGGAUUUACAAUGGGAAGUGGAAAAUGAUGUCGAUGGGUGGUCGUUGUAGUUGCUGUAGUCGUCGACAGUGUAGUUGCCCAAAGGCGGAGUAUACAUUACCUGGAUAGUACGUUGGCUGCCCAGACGUCAAGGUGAUAUAGUUCUGUUCCCAUUGGAUGUAUGAGGUGGAGUGAAUCAAGUGCCCAAUUUCAAUCGAGGAUUAAUACAGUUAUCAAAAGAAAGGAGUGAAACAUAUUGUGGAAUCUGGGUGAUGUUGUUUUGUAAACGAAGAGUUCCGCGAAUCGACGAGAAGGUGGCACAUGGCGCGGAAAUUCAUCGAAUUUCAUUAUAUAAUGCCGUUAUCCUUGGUGGUCUGAACGAUCUGAACAGAGAGUGUAACAUUGGCGGGCGUCUGUGUGCGAUUGUGACGAGGAGGAAGAGGUGUGAUGGCAACCGAUGAACUCGGUACGUGACUUCGCAGUAACUGGAACGAAUACGCAAACCCGUAGGAUCCCGAACAGAACACAACAGAUGUGAGUGAACCGAAAAGGAUCCAACCUUUGGAGUACGGCAAGCUGGAUUGUUCGGCUGAGUGUUGUGACGACCGUCGCUGACGACGCUAGUAGAAAAAGGAAGUAGCCUUCCAAAGUGUGACAUAAAAACGUAGAUAGGAAAAAGUAGUGUCUGUGUGUGCCUGGAAUUUGGGAUGACGGAUUAAAAAUAGCUCAAGUCCAGCUUUUGUGACGCGCUAUCAAGUUGUGGAUACGGUAUGCGAAUAAUGAAUAGAGGCAACGUAAUAGAAGUUUGCUGAUUGGAUUUCGAAUUAAAAGUGCAGAGUAUACGAGUUUCGGGUCGCGAGUGAUGACGAAAAGGAAUGCCUUUGUCGGAAGAACGAAAUAACGUUGCGUGAUUGCCACUUUUUGAAGAGGGUGGGAAGUGUUCUGUAACAUUAUCUUUUGGAGCGUGGGAGGCACAUCGGGUGUGAAGAAUAAUUGCAAUCGAUAAAGCCAACUGACGGCAAACUUUGCGUGGUCGCGGCGUCGUGUGUGAGUGUGUAUGUGCGUAUGUGUAUCUCGGGACGAAUCGAGUGUAUUAUGAUGGUAGAAAAAUUGCCGACUACAGCACAAGAAAAGGCGUCAAUAACCCAUCGAUCCUGGAUUGAAUAUCAUGCUCACAGAGCAUCACCAGCAAGAACAGCCGAAACACGAAGGAGGAGCCGCAUCUACAGUAACGCUUCGGAAGGUUUUAGUCAAGCACAGCCAGAAACUCACCAGGAAUUGGUUCUGUUCAUCGCAAGAUAAUUUGGGCGCUUCCGAAUAUCGCAAGGAUCGGAGGGUACAUGGACUACAGUUACCGUUGCAUCCUCUUCAGAUAGUCGGUUGGUUUGCGUUGAUACUCUUCGGUUAUUCAACCUUUGGCUUACUCAUACCGGCCUUGAAUCCUUCGGUACAAGGACCGCUGUAUUAUUUGCUCGCAGCACUCUAUCUGCUCCAUCUGGUAUCUCAUCUGGCAGCACUGUUGCUCGAUCCAGCCGACGUAGAGCUUCGUCGCAAGAGUACUCGCACCGUUGUCCCCGAGUUCGACCGCAGUAAGCACUCGCACGUGAUUGAGAACGGACGUUGCCAUCUGUGCAACAUCAAAACCACUAGCCAUCGGACGAAACACUGUAGUGUUUGUAACAAGUGCGUCGGAACGUUUGAUCACCAUUGCAAAUGGUUAAAUCACUGUGUCGGCGGUCGAAACUAUGCGGCAUUCCUUAUGUGCGUGGUGAGUGCUGUCAUCGCAGCGUUGGUCAUUCUGGCCGCAGCUGUAGUGGAAAUUGUCCUUUACCAUGUGCAACCGGAUUGGCUUAACUUGGAAUGGUUUGGCUUCGCGAAUGACACCUCUACUACCGGACCUGCCAUCGUUAACUCUGCUACAGAUCAAACGGAUUCCGACCUCAACAACGAUACUCUUGCUAACACUACGCUACCCACAUUGUUGGAUAACAUCACCAGUUCUGCACAGGAUUUGCUACUGAACCAAACUUUCUUCAACGAUACGAUAGUGGACAAUGUCACCGAAUCAUCAGACGCGACAAGCGACAAACCUAGUUCAACCGGGAUCAGCGUCAACAAUACCAUAUUCCUGGUAUGCAUCGGAUUCCUGGGAAUCUUGGCCGCGAUAGCAGCAGGCCUUCUCAUCCAUCUAUGCUUUUUUCACGUUUACAUCUCGUUCCUCGGUCUCACCACCUACGAGUACAUACGCAACAAUCGUCAGAAUGUGAUGACCAAUCUGCCAACAAUCGCACAGAACGCACGACACCUCGCAAAUGGUCCUUCAACUACCACAUCUACCAUAGGCACGACGUCCAAGUUGAGCACUCUGACCAACUGUACCAAAACCAAUCACCUACCCGAGGUUUACGUCUGUUCUUCGGUCAAUCCCUCGGUCCUACCGGUAUCGGGCACUCUGAAUGACUUGAACCGUCAACGACCUCGUACCUUGCAUUGCUGUGAUAACUCGAAAGAAUGUACCAACAACAUCACCUCGGCAGGCCUGCGGAACCUGGACGCGGUCUCGCUUGCAACGACUGCAACCAGUGCAUCAACUGCAACCCACCAGAAGGCAGCAUUCUACAUGUGUUCAAUGCUGGAAGAACGAAAUGUGGCCGCCGUCAAAGGCCAUCCCCGUGAAAAAUGUGAAUCUCGAACAUUUCAUUGCUGUUCUCAGUUUCGUCAAACAGUCAACGGAGAUGAUUUUGAGACUACCACCACUGCGGAGUCUUACGUCCAGUACAGCGAACAAUGCACGUUUUGUAGCUUUAAGGUUAAGCCUUCUGCUGGAGGCGCUUUGGAGAAAAGCGAGCAGCUAGCGGCUACACUUCAGGAGAAACGAUGUUGCGUCAAAUCUCUCACCAAGCACCACCGAUGGAAAAGGAAAUGGAACUGUUGUUCAAACGUUCCGGACAGUCCGGACGUUCCGGGAGAUCCGUUGCGAUCGAUUUCUGCUACAGUACAGCAGCAUGGGACUGCGCCAUACCCGGAAAUAACCAACGUAGUCGAACAUAAUCACUUUCAGCGACAACAGCAACUGAAUCCCUAUGAACUGACAAAUAAUGAAAAUCGUGCCAAUAACAAUAGGAAUAAUAACUGUGUUAGCAACAAUAACUGUAGCACUAGUACCGGUAGUAGUAACAGUAGCGGAAACGGACUCUACGAUAACAAUAAUCUAUUGGCGGUGGGCGAGCACAAUGCGAUCAACAACAACUACACCAGUGUGAGUUCAACGAGCAAUGGUAACAACAAUCGCAUUCUGAACGAUGCCAACGGAAACGAUAUAACCCUGAUGCCCGUCAGCGUUUCCCCAGUACCGAAGCGUCCACGGGCUAGACUUGUCCGACCUUGGCCGGUAGUUCGCCUGAGGCACAUGAUUAGAAUGAUUGAUCGCUACCGUCGACCUCGUUGCCGGCCUGGCAUCAAUCCAGCAUCAACCACCUCCACCAACGUUAAACAGAACCAGGUACGCCCGCUUUCGUCAACCGAAUGCACCGCCGUGGUAGCCGCAGGAAUAUCCGCCUGUGGACCUGGAUCGCCAUCCGUCCAACAUCAUCAAGGCUCGUCGGUUCUGCCUACGACCACCAUCCGGACCGAAGCACCUCCGACGAUGCCCGCUCUGCCGCCUCCGGCAAGACGUAAGCUCAAAAAUACCACCGACGACCUGCAAGAGCUGGCCGAUACGCUCAUCUUUGUUCAGCAGCAACAACAACAACAACAACAGCAGCAGCAACAGCCGCAACCAACAACGAUUCGCAUUCCGGUCCAUCCACCAACGUCGGCUUCGUACCGACGGAACCGCCGUAAGAACUUAAUACGUAAUCGCAGCCCUACGCUGUCGCCAAUCCACGAAUCCGGCCUGUCGAACCCAACUUCGCCGCAGCCCUGUCGGCACUCGUGCUCCGCUGGCAUAGCGUCUCUGGCUUCUCCUGUGGUCAACAUGUGCGCUAGUGGAAGUGGCACUGCUGCCGGUGCUUCAUCCUCUGUAGAUAGAUCAUCCUAGAAAAGUUCGUGUGUACGUGUUUUCGUCGUUUCCCACUGUACUUUCCUGAGCGUGGACUCUCAGCUCUGCUCAGCUCAGCUAGACUCAUCAAGUCUAGAAACUAACUAACGUGCUCUCUCUAAAUUACAAAUUCUUCGCGACAACUCUUUCUCCUUAUGACUUCAUAUAUCACACAAAUGUUAAACUAAUUGAAUUGUUACUGUACGAUAUUGUAGCUAAGAAAAUAAUUAAACCAAAUGUGAGAUCAGUAUUUGUGAAACAACGAAAUUGAAAUUUCUAAACAAAAUAAUAAUACAAAAAAAAACGCAAAACUUUAGUGUGAAGAAAGAGAGAGAUUUUUUGGAGAAACGAUUUUUUUAUGUGGAGAACCUCCCAUUUAGAGAAGUAAUACCUUCGAAGAUUGUUGACGAAGUGAACAAACGACGAUAUCUAAAUUAGUGUUAAUCAAGGCGAACGUGAUUUGUGACACACGCAAACUGUCUCGGCAAAUUUGCGUUCGAGAUGUAGAACUGUAGUAGUACUUGGAAGCGGAUAUUGGUGCAUCACACAACAGUGAAAGAUUAUCUAUUAUAUAUUUGUUUUAUAAACGCAGAGCAGAAAGGGGGAAGGUUUUAAAAGGAAGGCAACCAUAUAUAGAAAUAAAAUAUUUGUUUCUAGAAUGAGUAAAAAUACCGAA